ACAGUUCUCUCGUCUCUGGCUUCAUUCUCUUUUCCUCUUUUCGUCUCGUCAGGAAAAAAUGUUUCUGAAGAGUUUUUGUGGGUUUGAGAACAACGACAGCCCGAUCAACUUAACGGAGGGUGAAGAUUCCAUCAAGACUUUUUCGGAGAGAAAAUCAACGGAAGCCUGUAAGAGUCACAAGGAGGCUGAAAGGAGACGCCGGCAGCGUAUCAAUGCCCACUUCUCCACUCUCCGUUCUCUCCUCCCCAACACCACCAAGACGGAUAAGGCUUCGUUGCUGGCGGAGGUUGUCCAUCAUGUGAGGGAGCUAAAGAGGCAAGUUGAAGACGUGGGGCGGCGUCACGGUGACGGUGGUUGCAGUAACAGCCAACGACCAGAGCUUGAGUCGUGGCCAUUUCCAGGGGAAGGCGACGAGGCGACUUUGAGUUUUUAUGAAGAGGAAGAGAAGUUGUUGAAGGCGACGGUUUGCUGCGAGGAUAGGCCAGGUUUGAACCGUGAUUUGAGUCGGGUAAUCAGGUCGUUCCAGGCUAAGGUGGUCCGGGCUGAGAUUACGACGAUUGGUGGGCGGACCAGGAGCGUUGUCGUGUUGCAAUGGAGCGGUGAUGAGGAGGAGAUUGGGCCAUUGAAACGGGCUUUGAGGGCUGUGAUGGAGAAUCGGGUUUCUGGGAUGGCCCAAGUGAUUGGAAGUAAACGGGCUCGAGUUUUUGGGUCGGAUUAUGAAAGUGGUCAUGGGUUUUUGGUUGGCAGCAAUGUUUGA
Durio zibethinus is the source of this 757-nucleotide messenger RNA. Its product is annotated as transcription factor bHLH30-like. The record is from RefSeq and is a predicted model, not a curated record. NCBI's taxonomy places the organism in Eukaryota, Viridiplantae, Streptophyta, Magnoliopsida, Malvales, Malvaceae. Gene Ontology annotation, biological process: regulation of DNA-templated transcription. Gene Ontology annotation, molecular function: DNA-binding transcription factor activity; protein dimerization activity.